GUCCCCUCCCCCCCUCCACCUCCACCACUCUCCCGGCCGUGUCAAUUUCAACCUCGAUCUGCCCGUGUGUUCUCCUCAUAUCAUUCUACAUUUGAUGUUUCCGAUCUCUCCUCGGACGCAAAGAAGGAGAACGCAGAAAAAAACCCCCGCCAAAGCCUGUUUCCUCCAGCACAUUUCAGCUCGGUCAGAAAAACCGCCCCCAUUUCGAGGUUGCACAGAGACGGCAUCCUCCCGCCGAUUGUGCCCCUCCGGACCGCAUUCAUCUACGUAUCCGAGAUCGGGCCUGCAUUUCUUCAGCAAAUCCAUCCAUUUCAUCGGCAAUUAGCACACGUGUGGCCAGACGGUGGAUCUGCGCAUCCGUCAACCGUACCAGGGAGGACAGAGAAGGAUUCCUUGGGGUGCGCGGCCCCUCACCGUGGCUCAGACAGUAGGAAAACUUAACCCGGUUUUCCCUGACCUGUUUUCCCUCGUGUGAGAAAGAUAUCCGUACGGAUAUUGUAUCCACUGCCAAACAUCCCGAUUACCCAUUGUCCCUCGCCAUCGCGCCGCCGGAUGGGACUCCCGUGACCAGAUUCGACGCGUCCAGCGCUCGCUCGAAUCAUGGGCCAGAAACAGGAAGACGACGAUCUGCUAAACGGUGAUAGCAGACGGCACAGCGAGCCCAGCAUCAAGCGUCGCCGCAUCACAAAGGCCUGCGAUUUCUGCCAUCGUCGAGGGCGGAAAUGCAAGCCCGUGCCCGACGGAGGCGGGGUCGCCUCCGUCGCCAGUCCUGGCGGCACGCCAAGUUGUCUGACCUGCAUCGAACACGGCGCGACCUGCACAUGGAACCGUGUUGCAGCCAAGCGAGGUGUCAAAUCAAAGACGUCGCCGUCGUCUUCAGUGAAUAAUAAUAACAAGUCUCAAUCCUUUGACGAUGCCGAUGGCGACAGGUGGUUCUACGACGAGAGCCGCCACGGGAGCAGGGCCCUCAUCUAUCGGCUCAUCGUCAUCUUUUUCGACACUGUAUACCCAGUAUUUCCAUUUUUCGACGAAGUGUCCUUACACAAGGAAUGGGAGGCAACCAGUCUGUCGUCCAGCAGGGCUUCUUUCGCCCGGCUGAUGGCCAUUUGCGCAUUGAGUUCGUGUCACGUCAGAGAUGGCGCCUUGUUCAACCCGGAUACGCCCACUCCUCUUCUCCCUGAGCAUCACGAGGCCUACAUGCAGGAUGCAGAAAGGGCGAUUCCGGAGAGAAAUCGCGACAUCCGCAGUUCCGAAGCCUUUGAGUAUUUACAGGUUCUUGGCACUUUAUCCCUGGCUGCCACACAGCUCAAGGACGACCCUCUCUUCCAUGAGUGUAUGGGCCGUUAUCACACAUUAGUAGCUCAGCACACCUUCCAUUUUGAAGCGCGCUGGCCCUCGAAUCUUACAUAUCCGGAAAAGCAUGUAAGGCGGCAGUUCUUCUGGUCAAUGUACCGUCUGGAAGUCCAUGCAGCCCUGAUCGACGGCCAUGUGGUUCGGUGCCCCGAACUACAAUGCGCUGUUGCAUAUCCGCAGCAGGUCGACGGCCUAGCCGGAAUUAUAGACGCAUCAGGGCAGACCGAGAAGACCCGAUUCAGCCACGGCAGCUGGCUCACCGGCUGGAACUACAUCACCGAUCUGUAUCGCGUUCUGGAACACGUCAUUGUCCGAAUGCGCAAAGAUCGACUAAAGACGCUCGACAGAGGUCCAAUCCAACACGAACCACUUAUGCCAAACAUCGACGACAUGUUGCAACUAGUUCUCGGAAAGAAGAGCAAUCUUCCUCUAUAUGCCACCAGCGCUUAUCCGGCGUCCAAAGACGUGGAGGCAAACCUAUGUGGAUUUCAAGUGGCCAAUAUCGCUUGUACCUUUCAGCUACUCCGGAUGGCGGCAUUCGCAUGCCACAACAAAUUCGAAGAUGCUUGUGGUGCUGCGCUUGAACUAAUACAAGAGAUUACUCUAGUGCCGGUGGAGUACUUGCGGGCAAUCGGAUAUCCCAUGCUGCAAGAGUUGGCAGGAGUCGCCCACCUGCUUAGCAGCUUCAUUGCCCGCCAGUUGGUUGACUGGCAGUACUACAAACUUCGCGAAGUCAUGACUUCCAUGGCCACAUUUCUUCAGAGCCUCGCCCCGUCUCUUCCUUCAGCAAGCCAAGCAGGCGCACGAAUCUUUCAGUAUAUUCACAAGCUAGAAGAGAUACUUCUUCGACAGAGCCAGGCAAUACCAACAGUGACAUCAGUACCGGCAGUAUCUGUAGCGCCGGUCAUGCACCAUCAGCCCGAGAUAACGAAUGACCCACGGGUCAUGGACCUGAUGGCCCAGCCGCCACCACAGCAGCAGCACCCAGGGUUUCUUGAGCAAUAUGCGUUACCAAAUACUUCAUUUUACAAUUUUCAAGCAGAUUUCAUCGGGAACAUGUGGAACAAUGCCUUCAACGACGGGGCGGAGAUCGAUUGGGCCGGCGCAAUUGAGAGCUGGGGGACGACUUGAUUUUGCGUUGCUUCCUGCCAGAUCUAUCACCAUAUGAAUAUAUCAACAUCAUUUAUAGUGGCUACCAGCCCUUGAUCUUACACAUUGGGCCUUGCCUACGUCACGAUAUCUGCUGCCUGUCCCUCAUCAAUUCCAUCCUGCUUACCGCAGUCUUAGUCUUGGUAUGGUCGAGGAGAGAAGGCACUGGUUUGGUUAAAGCCGUUUCCUCAACCCGCCGCGACAAGAUGGUCAUCCCUGAACGAACACCAUCAAUCGUCUUGAUCGAAGGUGGAAGAGUCGAGAGUAUAUCGUCUUCCAAUGCCGCCAUACCCGCACAGCCGAGGAUAAUGCUCUCGGCGCCGUUAUUAAUCAAAGGCUUCGAAGAUGUAGCAAUGCGAUUGAUCACGACAUCCCGAUCCAAGCUCUCCAGCUCCAGCGGGCUCAAGCCAGUCGCUGCGACGCCAGUUGAAUACGUCCCGAAGCCGAGGUCGUCAAUAGAGUCUUUCAACGGCUGUUCCCAUGAGGUCGAUGUCGUAAUGAUGCCAAACUUGCCUCCACUUGCUGUGGCUUCCUGUAACGCGGCUUGGAAUAUUCCUGUGACGGGAACCUCGUCACCGUAGCGCUCCCCCAGUGCGUACACCAGCGGGUGGUCUGAGAAGCAGC
Molecule: messenger RNA, 3126 nt
Organism: Colletotrichum scovillei
Lineage: Eukaryota; Fungi; Ascomycota; Sordariomycetes; Glomerellales; Glomerellaceae
Exons: 5
Coding region: 601-2484 (627 amino acids)
Biological process (GO): regulation of DNA-templated transcription
Molecular function (GO): zinc ion binding; DNA-binding transcription factor activity, RNA polymerase II-specific
Source: RefSeq, a predicted model, not a curated record